UUCCGGUAAAAUUUACUCGGGGUCCUAGCAGCGCGGAGCUGGGAGCUGAAGCAGCGCAUUUGCUAAAAAAAAAUUGGCGAAAUGUCUGGAAGAGAGGGUGGUAAGAAGAAACCCCUAAAACAGCCCAAGAAGCAGGCAAAGGAUAUGGAUGAUGACGACAUGGCCUUCAAACAGAAACAGAAGGAAGAGCAGAAACAGCUGGAUGCAUUGAAAGCGAAGGCUGCUGGGAAAGGGCCACUGAGUGGGGGAGGAAUCAAGAAGUCUGGAAAGAAAUGAGUCAAGAUGAUGUAAUUCAAAAUACUAUCAUGAUCUGUCAGAGACCUUGGUUUUAAUCUGUCAGACAUACAUUUGGGUCCAUUUUUGGGUUAACAAAAAAGAAAUGACCUUUUUGAAUUAUUUUUGUUUUUGUUGUAAAGUGGAUGCUCUGAAAUAAAGUUUUGUAACUACUGUA
Megalops cyprinoides (Indo-Pacific tarpon) is the source of this 451-nucleotide messenger RNA. It is a transcript of the gene tma7, whose product is annotated as translation machinery associated 7 homolog. The transcript is spliced from 4 exons. Lineage: Eukaryota; Metazoa; Chordata; Actinopteri; Elopiformes; Megalopidae. Bases 82 to 276 code for a protein of 64 amino acids. The record is from RefSeq and is a predicted model, not a curated record.